UUUUGGCCUGGAACGAUCCGUUUCAUAAUCCUAACAGAGCGCACUUGGCACGCCUACGGCCGUCAGUGCAACCCAUACCACACCGACAGGAUCGUUUUUCGCCGCGGUCGCCCGCUGCUGAACUGAGGGAAAUUUGUUUCCCAACUCGUUCGGUGCCGCUCAGUUUCGAUUCGGACUCGACCGCGUGCGUUUUGGUUUUUCGCCUUCUCUGCUCCAGAACCGCCUAACCAGACUCAGAACGGUGGCGGCGGCGGCGGCCGGCGAACGACUUAAGUUGACCCACGUGUUUCCCCUGCCUCCGACUACCCCCUGUUUCCUGCUAUUUUUUAUGUUUCGCCUUCGGGUGGUUGGGGCGUUGUUUGUGUUUGCGGAUUUUCCCCUGAGCAGUUGCAUUUGUGUUUCGACCGCCUGCCGUAGCUGAUGGGUCGAAAGUCAGUGCUCUAGUGGAGCUUUCAGUUCGCGGGCGCCCGUUCAGCUGUUAGGCAGUGCGCGCGAUUGACAAGGGGAAAGCUCCGAAACGAACCGUCGGAAUCGGUCAGUGUCAUUCAUAGGUGGUUAAUACACGUGGUGCCUCACUGGAAGGAGGAUCUUCGGUGCGAAAGGAUUGUGAAGCAGGUGAAAAUUUGUGGCGGGAAAGUGUGUGAUUAGUGCCGACGGCGGGGAAGAAAAAUGUGACCAAUGGAAUGAGUGUGAACAUGGCAAACGACGGAAACAACGAUGGAUAAAAACAAGCUAAUGAUGUUGGAUUAGAACGAGCGUGGAGAGUGAACGAGCAACGAGCAGUUUGCGAUAAAAACCUGGUCCGGUGGUGUGAAACAUAUAGCGAUCUAAGUGACGAUGACGACGACGACGACGACAACGACAACCACCAACUGUGAGUGAGGAGUGUUCCGUUUCCGGCCGUUUGAAGAAAGAAAAGUGUUAGAAGUGCCAUAAAGCGAAGAAAAGCGUGUUUUGAAGCAGUGGGGGUAAUCCGGUCCAAAAUAUUUACGCAAUGAACGAAUUCCGGCGCCGGUGGGUCAACAGCGGUGGAAGAACACUACUUCCAGUGGAUUGAGGAGAGUGCAGUUACGACGGGGGCAAGGAAAAGUGUGCGUGAAUUGAAGAAAACCGGAAAAUUAGGUCCGUGGUGAACGCGGGAAAAUACUAGCGUAACCAUAAUCCGUUUGUUAAUUAAUCAAACCCCCAUUAUGCGAUGAUUAUACGCGCUAGUGCGACGACUAUUAGGACCACUUUGAGCAGCACAGUCGUUAUUACGGCAGACGACGACGAAGACGACGACACCAACUUUAGUGGAUCCCGGGAGGUUUCUGUUGCCGUUGUCUCUGCCAUCACUUCUAGCGAAAUCGAAGGCUGCAGCUUCACCUUGGACCGGGACACAGCUGGAAUUAUUGGAGCAGUAACAUGGUCACAGGCGCGAGGAAUGCAGCGGUUGUCCUUGGAGGAGCCGUACUUCUGCUCUUGGGCUUCCUGAAAGAAGUGUUGGCCGCAAAAAACUACACAUUAAAACCGAGGGUGGUUUUACCCGAUGACUACGUCAAAGAGGUAAGACCACCCUCGAAAAAAGGCACCCCCGUAGUGGUAGAAUUCAGCAUAUUCGUCGUCGACAUCAACUCGAUCAACGUGGAGGAUAUGGAUUUCAGAGUAGAUAUGUUCGUGCACCAGAAGUGGGUCGAGUCGCGACUGGACUUGCAUGACGACAUCUUCGAGGAUGGCGACGAUCACGUUAUACUUCCGCCGGAGUUUUUCGACAACCUGUGGCAACCGGAUCCGUACUUUCUGAACUCGAAAAUAUCAGGUCAAUCUUUUAUAAAUGAAGGUAUAAAUAGGGUUUUGUGCGGCAAAAUCAGUUGUAUGACAUCGAUACGUCAGCAAGAAAUCGCAACCCUCACGCACAAAUUCUCCUCGGUGACACUGUACAAAAACUCAACCGUACGGUACGCCUGCAUGAUGCACGCCAUUAUUGCCUGCCAGAUGGAGUUCCAGCUGUAUCCGAUGGAUAUCCAGAUCUGUCCCAUCUACAUCGAGAGCUUCUCCUAUCACAAUCAGAAAAUUCGCCUCAAGUGGGCCGACAACGGGGUCACGAUCAACCCGGAGCUCAAACUGCUGCAGUACAACCUAGGGCAACCGCUGCAGCUGGAGGAGACUGAUGGCUAUAUGCCGGAGAAAUACGGAAACUUCUCCCGACUGGCCGUGUACUUCCGGUUCGAGCGCCAGAUAGGUCAUCAUCUGAUACAAACCUUCGCGCCAUCGACGCUGGUGGUGAUGCUAUCGUGGUUCAGCUUUUGGCUAGGUCUGGACGCCAUCCCAGGACGGGUGACACUCCUGGUAACGUGCAUGCUUACCCUGGUGACGAUGUUCACCGGAAUGCGAGCGGAUAUUCCUCCGGUGGCGUAUGUGAAGGCACUGGACCUAUGGAUGGCAGGUUGCAUGAUGUUUGUGUUCUCCGCGCUGGCCGAGUUCGUGGUCGUCAAAGUGCUGGACGUGCAAUACCAGUACCAGGUGAACAAGGUACCGAAAGUCCUUCCAAUGCGAAUAAGUGCCAUGGAAAAGGGUCAAUGUGCCACGGUGGCAAACUGGGAGGGCGGCACGGUAAGCGUUCGCCCCCGGAAGCCAACCCAAACGCCCACAACGCCCGGUCAGGCAUCCCUGCAGGGCAACGGAGGACCUCAACCGCCGCCAGCCAAACAGCCAACGCGAAGGCAGAGCAUUCUGUCGGUGGCGUGGACCGACACGGACACCGGCAUCGAGAAGAUUAUGUGGCGGGAGAUUGACAAAAUGUCGCGUGUGAUAUUCCCGGGUUUGUUUCUCGUAUUCGUCAUACUGUACUGGCCAAUUCUGAUUUUCAAAACGUCCUGAUCGACGAUGGAGCUGUAAAAGGCUGCAUCGAAUAAAAAGUCUAAUCUAGUUUCACCCUUAUGCAAAACAGUCUCACUCACCACGUUUUCCCUUUCUCUUGAAUCUUACUAUCUAUAACUGCAAUCACAUAAUUUAUCAUAUGUUUCGCUAUCAUUUCGUUCAUAUGCACUUCUUUUGUUGUAAAUCUUUUUUCACCGUUUGAAGGCGCGUGCUCUUCCGAAAACUGAUGUAAUUUAAGUUGCGCUUACUUGACAUUAAUCGAUAUUUUAACCGCCAGUAAAAAAAGAUAAGUUUAGCUAGUUUUCAUUUUCGAAAACGAACAGUACAGUAAGUAAUACUAAUAGAAUACUCCGAUAGUUCCAAUAGAUAAAUCUUUUGGCAGCUCAAUACGGUUUCCUGCAGAAAUAAAUUAGUUUUGUAUAGUGAAAAGUUGCACAAACUAAUUUCUUUAUAUCUAAUUAUUUUUGUUAAAAUUUAAUACGUAGACUUGCCUAACUUGGGCAGCGAUUCUAUUAUGGGAACUUUUCUGCUCUGCAGUUUUCAUUAAUAGGUACAUCAGGGCAAGUUGAAACACAAAGUUUUGGAAACAAUUUCAAUUCAAUUUGGAUAAAAAAAAAUCCAAAAGAUUGUGCGAUUCAAAAACUAAGUGUUAUAAUAUUCUACUUUUUCACCAUGAUCAGAUAACAUUCGGUGUUUCAUCUCGCCCCACCCGUUUCAACUUGCCGCGGUGUACCUUAACCCUUUGGAGCCUGAUUUUGUCCAAGCGUUGUUAUGCAGUUUGUCAACGUUCUUCUUUUGGUGCUCGAAACUACGCCCACCGUAGUAUUUAGAGAUCAGAUGCCUCGAAUGCACACUGUUUCCAAAGGCCCAAUUUCGUGAACGAAAUUGUUUUGGGCAUGAAAAAUGGAUUUUAGAGGUGUGGUGUCUUCGAAGAAGUUGUUUGGUAGAUCAGAGCCCUUCUUUGGGAAGUAUCACUAAUGUGAUUAAUCCACCUAAAAAUGAGAUAGAAAUUCGAUUCAUAAGUGAAGAUAGCGUAUUUAUGUCUUCAGCAAAGUUGUAGAAAAUGUCAUUAUGAGAAAACUUUCCGAAGAAACUUUUGCUCCAUCUGCUCAAUUUCUAGAGAUAUGGGCCAUUAUUUGUGAAUGACCCCUUAAAAUCAGUUUUUUUUGUUGUAACUUUUUCCAGACAUUUUUGGGAAUUUUCAAAUGUUCUAUAGAGUUAUUUAUUAUGACAAAAUACGUGUUUCUUCUGAAGACGGCAACAUUGUAUCUUUGAUAGUUUUUGAGAUAUUCAAUAAUUUAUUUUUUAAAAUAGCCCUUUUUACGGCUUUGUGUCAUUUACAGAGGCAAAAUGGAGCAAGAUUUUUCAAUUGAAUAUGAAAUAAGUUUAUAAUAGGUGUAAAUUUUGUUUCAACUCAGGCUGGACACUUGCUUCCUUGACAGUAAAAUUGAGCUGUGAAAUAUUUUAGUUCGUACCUAAAAUUUUCAAAAAACUCAAAAAGUAUUGAAGAAAGAACUUUGUCGUCUUUAAAGAAAACAUGUUUUUUAUCAUAUAUUAUAACUUUGUAGAACAUUCAAAAAUUCCUAAGAAUGUUUGGGAAAAGUUACAAUGAAAAAACUGAUAUUAAGGGGUCGUUUUCAGAAAAUGACCCAUAUCUUUUCAAGUUAUAUCAAGUUUUCUCAUAAUGACAUUUGCUACAACUUUGUUGAAGACAUAAACACGCUAUCUUCACUUAUGAAUCGAAUUUCUAUCUCACU
Messenger RNA from Aedes albopictus (Asian tiger mosquito), 4616 nucleotides. RefSeq names its product glycine receptor subunit alpha-4 (gene alka). Gene Ontology annotation, cellular component: synapse; plasma membrane; neuron projection. Lineage: Eukaryota; Metazoa; Arthropoda; Insecta; Diptera; Culicidae. Bases 1405 to 2859 code for a protein of 484 amino acids. Gene Ontology annotation, molecular function: excitatory extracellular ligand-gated monoatomic ion channel activity; transmembrane signaling receptor activity; chloride channel activity. Gene Ontology annotation, biological process: chemical synaptic transmission; nervous system process; chloride transmembrane transport. The record is from RefSeq and is a predicted model, not a curated record. The transcript has 9 exons.